Molecule: messenger RNA, 2758 nt
Organism: Sitophilus oryzae (rice weevil)
Lineage: Eukaryota; Metazoa; Arthropoda; Insecta; Coleoptera; Curculionidae
Exons: 12
Coding region: 479-1993 (504 amino acids)
Molecular function (GO): sequence-specific DNA binding
Source: RefSeq, a predicted model, not a curated record
UCUAACUUGGCUUCAACUCCAACACUUUCCAAGUAUAAACGAUAAUCUGUAUAUAGUCUGAUAUAGUUUAUAUGUAUAUGGUUUGAACUCGUAAUGUGCAAGCGUGGAUUUUGAAAUAUCGAUCAGAUAACUACACCAAUAAGAGACUAGACACUAGCACCAGCUGUUCGUUCGUACGGCUAUCGUUUGCGUGCGACGAAUGGCUAAUCGAUUUUUGGAAUUUUAGAGUUGCGCAGUACGCCAGUGCUUGCCUAACAGAUGAAUUUUUGUGAAAUAUACAUGGGACCCGAUGUACCUUGAGCUUCACUAGUGAUUUUAUAGUGUUUUUUUUUCUUUAAAACAGAAAUGGGAAGAAAAUUGUGCUUCUUGUGCGAUAGGAAAAAGACUGCUGGAUUAGCUUUUCACAAGUAGGCUUCCAAAGGAUCCACGUACACGUAUUGCUUGGUUGCAAUUCUGUAAAAUAGAUUUUAAUGUUAAAAUGGAGAGUAAGGAUUUAUCAAAUUUCCAAAUAUGCUCUGGACAUUUUAAACCAAGUGAUUACAUUGAGCCUAGGGCAUUCGAGCUUGGAAAUAGAUUGGCUUUGAAGCGUGGUAGUGUACCCUCGAUUUUCGCAGUUCACGAUCGUUCAUCAAAAUCAAAAAAUAGCUCAGUUUCAAAAGUAACCAAGAUGUGUUUUGCUCCUAACUGUAAACAUUAUAGCGAGAGACAAAAAUGCAAUUUUUUUAUGUUUCCUGCAGACCCAGCGGAAAGAAGGAAUUGGAUUAAUCUCUUAAGAAGAAAAGAUCGUGAUCCAUCAAGGUAUUCUAGAGUUUGUAGCUGCCACUUCAAAGAUAGUUCUAGACAAAAUUGGCCCACAAUUUUUGAGCAUAACAGUGAUGCAGUUAUUCAGACAAGCAGUUCAUUAACGGACUCCAAAAUAUCAACUAGUGUGUUUGAUUUAGGGCCUGUAAGUCAAGAUCCUCUUUCCAGUGUCGUUAAAUUAGAACAGGAGGAAGAAAUACAUACAAGUGAUACAUUUGCUCAGCCAAGCAGUUCACUAACGGACUCCAUAAUAUCAACUAAUGUGUUUGAUUUAAAUCCUAUGAGUCAAAACCAUUUUUCCAGUGUUGUUAAAUUAGAACAGGAGGAAGAAAUACCAACAAGUGAUACAUUUGCUCAGACAAGCACUUUAUUAGCGGACUCUAAAACAUCACCUACUGUGUUUGAUUUAGAUCCUUUAAAUCAAAACCCCCUUUCCGGUGUGGUUAAAUUAGAACAGGAGGAAGAAAUACAAAUAAGACCUGAAUUUGCUCAAUCCUGUGGUGCCUUAACCGACUCUAACAAAUCGAUUAGUUUGUUUGAUUCGGACCCUAUGAGUCAAAUCUCUAUUUCUAGUGUAGUUAAAUUAGAAGAGGAUCUAGAACAGGGACAAGAAAUACAAACAAUUACACGAGAUACAUCACCUUCUGCAAUAGACAUUAAGACUGAAUGUGUAUUCUUUAUAGAAAACGAUAAAAUAAUCCUAAACGAAACAAUUGUAGAGCCUACGAAAAAAAAGAGAAGAAAACUGAUUAGGAAACAUUAUGUAGGAGACUUUACUAGAGAUGGCUUACUGAAAUCUAGAGGAUAUAAAAAGGCAUUUCAAGCUGCUAGAGUUAAAAUAGCAGAACAAAAACGACAAAUGGAAAGAUAUAAGAAGCAAAUUACAAGACUAAAAUGUGAAGUUAAGGACUUGACUGCUUCACUUCGUCCUUCCUUAAAAACUGAUGAAGCAAACAUGGGGCCUGUAUGUCCUGCUUCGUCAAGAGAUCUUAUAGAUAUAUUAAUAAAAGGUUGUAAAAACGAAAAGUUUACUCCUGGAGAAAGAGAAUUUGCUCUAACCCUUCACUUUUAUUCUCCUCGCGCCUAUAAUUAUGUUCGACAGCAAUAUAACAAAGCAUUACCUGAUACAACAACUAUUACAAAAUGGUAUCAAGAGUCUAUUAAUCAUAGUGAAAAGUCUGUGAUGCCUUGAAUUAUUUCUGAUAUAGAAAUAAAUAUUCUAAUUACAAGUUCGAAAAAGCAACAGUGCACUGUCAUUAGAAACUGAAAAAGACUUCUUUGGGUGCUGAUUUCCAUGUGUGCGAGAAGACCAAGAAUAUCGCCAAAUGUAUGAAAUAAACGGUCGCAUUAUGGAGAUAUGUAAUAAAUAUCGUUACAUUUUGCACUCUCCGACUUGGAGAGAUUUAUCUCUAGACAUCUAUAAACAUAUGGUGUUCCAAAAAACAUGUGCUAUCUCUCGUGGGGAGAUCCUCACGUAAAAAUAAGGUUUAUUUUUUAUAUUAACAUAGGUACGAUUCUGCUUUGUUGGGUAGCUACAGGGAGUUAAAAUUUAAUAUUUUUUUUCAUAUGAUUAUAAUUUUCUCCCAAGUACUUUUAGCGAUUCGAAUUAAAUUUUGAGAGUAAAAGUUAUUAUAAGUGCGACAUAUUUUAAAAUAAAUAUUCUCUACGUGGUUUGACUGCUGUAUACAGGGUGACUCAGUCUUCCGAAAAAAAGCGUUAACCUUUUUCGCCAAUCUACAAAUUAUUUUUAAAAUGUGCGGACAGGCUCUAUUUAUGAAGUAACUUUGUAUAUGCGCUAUAUUUGCACUCAUAUUUUGUAGAUGGAGAGAAGAUCUCAAAUAGAAAACUUCAUAUAGAAGUUUUUCGGACCAGUCUGUGCCACCCUGUAUAUAUAUAAUAUAUAUAAGGCGUCGCGUCGACGCACGACAAGAUAUUUACAUUUCAGUUGUAAAUUCGU